Thelazia callipaeda (thelaziosis nematode) is the source of this 582-nucleotide messenger RNA. The record is from the annotation of a GenBank genome assembly. Lineage: Eukaryota; Metazoa; Nematoda; Chromadorea; Rhabditida; Thelaziidae.
AUGGGUGGUAGUUGCUACCCUCAAAUGCAAAUGCAACAGCAGCAACCAAUGUGUCAACCAGUCUGCGGCUCAGGAUAUCAAUGUGGUCCAUAUGGUUGUGCAAAAGUUCGAGCUCGAGCUCGGAGUGCUAAUCUUUUCAAGCCUAAAUUAGCCUAUGAGGAGCCGAAACUACCGUUUCCAAACUUUUAUUUGCAGAGUCCGAAUCAGUUAUUCAUGGAGUGCUGUGAAGAAAGACAGCUUCCAGAUGUUUGCUUGCAAAAAUGCACCUUCAAUACUUUCACCAAAGAUGCGCUGAUAAAUAUGUAUUUCAAACGAGAUCCUUGUCCAAUCGCAGCAGCAGCAGAAAUCCAGUAUUGUGCUGCGCAAGGAAAGGAUCAUCGUGAUUGCUGCGUACGAAACGGCGUGGGAACAACACUGGCUGGAGGUAGAUGUUUAGUAUUUUGUGAUCAACGUCCAGGUAACGUUACUCAACUUGACUUCAGCUACGUCAGUUGCUAUGAUCGUUUUGAUAGCAUAAAAAGCUGUUUCUGGCAUGAUAUUAUGGCACGUAAUUCAUUUCGACGAUUUUUACGGCAUUUUUGA